GCCCGACGCCGUCAGUACAGCCUGGCUCGUCGAUCGGCUCGUACACUUCACUCCCCGCUCCUCUAUUUACACCGAUCGCUUAACCUCAAAGCUCUGGCGUCGGGAUCAGAUAUUAUUGAAAACGCUACAAAUAUUAAUUUGGUACAUACGUUCAAUGAUACAUCAAUGUUCUAAUUCCGUACAGUGAGUUAAAAGUUGUUAAAGUUUCGAGUGCGGUGGUUUCGCGCUAGAUUAUUUUGGAAAUAACUGAAAACGUUUUCAUAAGUAGUAUUUAAAUCUGGUCUAGGACCCAUUUAAAUCAGCAACGAAGCUUCAGUUGUAUCAGUGGACGAUGCUAGCGCCGAUGCACGAAAGCAGCUAAAAAUAGUCGGGGUUUGCGCGCUCGUGUCUGCCCGCAGCCGGCCCGCGUUUCUCCCUACACUAUUUCUGUCUUAUAGAAAAGCAAUAAGAUAUUCUACAUGCUAAAGAAUACCAGUGGACGGUUUCCUUGUAGAUAAUGAGAAAAGUGCGUAAAAAGAAGCCGGUUGUCGCGAGGCGACAGUGACUGAUGGUGUUAUUAUAGUGUUUACGAAGUAAUCAUUGUGCCUGAAUUGCAACGCAUUCGCUAUAAGCAUGGCGCUUGUAAUGUUACCUUGUGAUCUUCCCUGGUGGACGUCGGUGCAGCGUCAUUUGAAGCACCUGCUGCUGGCAUCGUCGCCGGCAAAACUUACAGCCAGCAUGUUGAAAAUACAUGACAUGUGCAACAUAGGUAUAGAUCCGGACGACGACAUCAAGGACCCGGAGCUCAUGAAGGGACUGGAGGUGUUCCUAGAGGAAGAGAUGACGGAGGACGAGCGGAGGCACUUCCUCGACAACACGAUCAGGAUCAUGGUGAACAAGGCGCUGCACCUCAAGCGCUGGCGGCCGCCCAAAGGACUCAUGUUUAGUUUACAGCAACAAAGUGACGUAACAGAACUGGAGUACAACUUUGUGUCGGCGCUGGUGGCGCACGCCUUCUUCUCCACGAACCCCAAGAGGACGCUCAAAACACACCCUACACUUCAAGACUUCAACUUUACACAUUUUUUUAAGAAUUUACACAGAAAAUCACAGAGGAACAAAUUAAAAAGCUUGCUCCACUACUUCGAAUGGUUAGAUAAGAGUAGCAACGAGGGAUCCAUUAAAUUAAGCAGACAGGUGAUGACCUCAAAACAGUGGUUGACAAUAGAGGACUGGUUAGAAUGCACGCUGCCACUGUGCAAGCUGCAAGUGAGGCACGAAGGUCGUCCGGAGAGAUGUGAGAACGACGAGGCCAUCAGAGUCUGCUUCGCGUCCAGUCGAGUUGGUGGGGAUACGCUUAUUGAUGGAGAUUCACAGGAGUCCCUAUCAAUGUUCAUGAUGCCGGAGUUGCUUCCGGCCAUGCUAUCGGUAGAAGCUUUAGAAGAUAACGAGGUGCUCAAGGUGGAAGGCGUGCGGCUCUUCAGCAGGAUCUGCGACAAGAGACAGAAGACCAAAGUGGAACUGCUUGAAGAACCUAAAACGGUGACUGUAUGCCUAAUGGACGCAGAAGACUAUAGCAAGCUGCCUUUAAGCCAAUGGGAGGAAGACAACGUGUUACGAGAGCUCAACAAGUGUCUACUAGCUUUCCAACAGACGCCUAUGAAAAGCAGAGAUGGCAACCGGCAUGAGAGGAGGCUUUCACCAAUAGGAGAGUCGUUCAGUCACACGCCGCCCGAAGUAGAAGCAACGGUAGUCAUAAAGCAAGCCUCCUCAUGCAGCACGCUGAACAGCUACAACAGUCGCAGCCCCUCGCCGCAGAACUACUGCGCGGCUACGCUCAACCUUAAUGAUCCUAGCGCAGAGUUCACAAAGAAGAAAUGCUGGUUAUCUCCCGACGGGGGCAUGUUGAACAACCGCAGAGGUCGGUUCAUAGUGCUCGGCUCCUCCGGCGAAUGCUUACCAGUCACCAGGUCUACGGGAGGCAUACAGGACGGCCAGGAAGAUAGUUUGUACUCCAGUUGUAACUCCAGCGAUGAUGAGUACCAUAGUGCCAAUGAUAGCUUUGAUUACGGUAGCGAAGACGAAGGUCGAGGCGAGAGCGCUCGUCCCAACUCAUUCCAGUACCUCAAGGAGCUAUCCACUGAAGAAAGACGACUGAGCUUCGCUGAUCGACUGCGGGAAGCGUUGCGGAGAGAGGCCGAACAUUCUACCACCACCAGCACCGGGGACUGGUCUACUGAUAGCUCUAGUUACGCUGUGGGCAUCAGCAUAUCUGGGGCUGAGGUGCAGGAUAAUGAUAUCAGGGUAAAACGAGGCGGUUCAGUCGGCUUCGUGCUGACAGAGAAAGAGACUGUAAGCAAUGGAGACCCUUCACCGAGACACCGACCCAUCGGCAGGAAGGAAACUGGCAACAGUUCUAAGUAUAGCUUCAGCACCGAAUAUACUUCGGAGUUAGAAGAAGUGUACGAGCAAUUCAACCAGUGGCUCAACGACCCCAUCGUCGACUCAGAAUCGGGCGAACACAAAAAUCGAGAGUUAGACUCUCGAGACUUGGCUGUGAUUAGGUUCGCGGGGUCGUUGCUGAAGCGCACUCUGUCGGAGUCGCUGGCGGUGGGCGGCGCGGGCGGCGGCGCGGACGCGGCCGAGCUGUACGGGCGCGAGCCGCGGGCGCUGCCGCCGCGACCACUAGCGCUGGCGGCCCGCUCCCUCUCGCUCGAGCUCGCCAGGCACAAGCACCGCCUCGCCGCGCAUCUCAAACGUAAAGUUAAAGAAUCUAUACCGGAGGAGAUAAUAGAGGGCACGCGAGCGAUCGACACGACACACAGCGACGAAGUCAAAUGUACGGACAAGUCCACUGAGACGGGCUCUGUACCGCCCAACCCAAGUCUCAGGAAGAAAAAGUUGAACUGGAUGAUAAACAUGAUCGUAGAAACUAUCGAAGAGACCGUCGAAUGCGAACCGGUCACUGUAAAACUAAAGAAACCGAAGCUGUCGCAGUUGGCGCACAAGAUCGUGUCGGGCGGGUCGUGCCGGCCGGUGGCCACGGGCAACUGGGGCUGCGGCACUCGUCUGCGAGGACACCCGCAGCUCAAACUGCUGCUGCAAUGGCUGGCUGCUAGCGUGGCCGGAGUGCCCGCACUCAUCUAUUAUACUUUCGGGAACGAGAAACUGUUCAAGCUGGACACGCUCGUCCGAGUACUAGUAGACAGAAAAUGGACGGUGGGUCAACUAGCGCGCGCCGUGCUCAAGUUCGCGCGACAGACGCUCCACGAGCCGCACGUCAUACCAGACAACCACUCGCUGUUCGACGAACUCAUAGGCAUCGAGAAGAUACCUGACGACACAUAGCUAACACUCAAACAGCGACGCAAGGCUACAAGAUAGCCGGCCGACUACGGUGCUUGCCACUAGUUUUUUAUCCAAAGACUUCGAUUGUAUUAAACAGCGUCACACCACGGAUUAGUUAACAAAACGAGUGAGUGGUGGCAUGUGACAGUCGACAAACGAUGUCACGCCAAUGAACUUUGGUGAUAGGUCAUAUUUGAGAGAAUUUGGACUAACUAUACUGCGUGUAAAGGAUAUGGAACUCCUUUUGUGCACUACUCCGUGACACAAUGUUAGCUUUGUUCGGUCACUCCACUAUAACUCAUUAAUGCAUUUAUGUUAUUCCGUCAUCAUACUCAAUAGUAAGGUGGUUCAACUGUGUCUUAUUUUAAAUAAUGUUUGUGGACUUUUAGAUAUUUUUUACGAAAUAGUUACAUGAAAGCAAUAUUAGCGUUUGAUUCGAUUUAAAAUACAACUAAAAAAGUAUUUUUAUACAACUAUCGAUUAAAGUACAAUUAUAAAGUUUAUCUAAUGUAAGUUUUAUCAAGUCAUUGUUAAUAAACUUGAUUAAAAAAACGUAAAAGUGAUUUUUAAUUAAUACAAAUUUUAAUAAAUUUACAUAAUUUAUAGGGCAGUGCUAAUAUUAAGACUGUGUACUGUUUAUAAAAAGUUUCCAAAGUUUACCAAAUUCCAGUUUUUUACUAUCGCGAUACGUAAUCAUCCUAACGAAGUUAGCUACCAUAUUUGUAAAUAUUGGAUAACGAGUUAUUUCUUAUUAAACCAUCACAUACAUGUUAUGUAGCUUGACAAUAUUAUUAUCCUGUUAGUCAUAUAACUGACAUCACAAGUUCUGGUACCCAUGGUAUGGUGUCUUACAGUGUAAAGGCUUGAUCUGACAAAGUCUUCCAUAGCAUGAAUCUCAAUGUGUCCAAAGUUGUUAAUUUUGAAGUGAAACUAUAGAAUUUUCAAACGGGAUGCGAAAAUAAAAAUAAUGCGUCACA
Helicoverpa armigera (cotton bollworm) is the source of this 4304-nucleotide messenger RNA. RefSeq lists its product as uncharacterized. The coding region runs from base 613 to 3327 and encodes 904 amino acids. Gene Ontology annotation, cellular component: cytoplasm; nucleus. The transcript is spliced from 18 exons. Gene Ontology annotation, molecular function: poly(ADP-ribose) glycohydrolase activity. The record is from RefSeq and is a predicted model, not a curated record. Gene Ontology annotation, biological process: ATP generation from poly-ADP-D-ribose; carbohydrate metabolic process; regulation of DNA repair. Lineage: Eukaryota; Metazoa; Arthropoda; Insecta; Lepidoptera; Noctuidae.